Messenger RNA from Saccharomyces mikatae IFO 1815, 564 nucleotides. RefSeq lists its product as uncharacterized. The record is from RefSeq and is a predicted model, not a curated record. The transcript has a single exon. The coding region runs from base 1 to 564 and encodes 187 amino acids. Lineage: Eukaryota; Fungi; Ascomycota; Saccharomycetes; Saccharomycetales; Saccharomycetaceae.
AUGAAGGAACCUGGAGAAGAAAGUAAGAAUGACGAUUCUGCCAUCAUGAAUGAGGGUGUUUCUAAAUACUUCGGAAACCGUCUGCUAAAUAUGUUGUUCACAGUGUCCCUAAUGAAAGAUGCAUUGUAUCCAUGUCCUCUAUUCUAUCGAUCUCCAACGUUUUCAAAUAAUCGAAACUUAACUACUGUCUCGACUUUAGUAUUUGCAUCCAUAGUUUCUUUUUUUUUGUUUCUAUUAUGGAGAGAAAGGGCUACCUCCAAAACGACCCAAAAUGAAAGCUCUUACUGUUAUUCUCAAAUAAAAAGCGAUAUAAGACCAAAGUGUUCGUGUUGCCUAACGUUUUUUAUCUUAUAUGUAAUUUUAACGUGUUUAAUUUGGCUAGUUCAUCUACUACCUAUGAGAUAUGAAACGUUAGAUUUGAAAGCAGUAUUACAGUUCAUUUUAUUGGAUAUUAACAUCUUAGUAGUUAAUGUAAUCGUUAUCAGAAGUUAUAGAAUACACAAUUUGCAUCGUAGUCCCCUUGUGAGUGGUGAGGGUAGUUCGAACGAUGAACAGAUGUGUUAA